Physella acuta is the source of this 3870-nucleotide messenger RNA. Its product is annotated as copine-3. Gene Ontology annotation, molecular function: calcium-dependent phospholipid binding. Gene Ontology annotation, biological process: cellular response to calcium ion. Gene Ontology annotation, cellular component: plasma membrane. NCBI's taxonomy places the organism in Eukaryota, Metazoa, Mollusca, Gastropoda, Physidae. The record is from RefSeq and is a predicted model, not a curated record.
GAAACAUUUGUUUGAAGUUGGUUAUUUCCCAUAUGCUGUGUUCAUUGUAUUGACAUUAAUUUUUAUUCCGGUUUCAAUGGGAUUUUUUUAAGAUCAACAUUAUUAUUAUUAGGACUUGCAGUACGUUAGUAAACAGUAAACACGCUACCAGACACAAACAAGGUCUGCAAUGUCACAGUACGGUCACCCCCAUUACCCACAAGGCCAGGCGGCACCACCUUACCCCCAGCCUAGUGCCCCAGGAGGAGGUCUUCCCUAUCCCCAAGCUCCUGGUCUUCCCUAUCCUGUAGCACCAGGACAGCCUGCUUAUCCCGGAUAUACACCUUAUCCCCAAUAUGGCUAUAGCUCAGCUUCAUACCCAGGCCAACCAAAUCAUCAGUCUCCAUCACGUGGUCAAGCUCCAUAUCCAGCCCCUGGUCAGGCACCAUAUCCAGCCUCUGGUCAAGCACCAUAUCCAGCCCCUGGUCAAGCAUCAUUUCCUGCAGCUGGCCAAACACGGCCUCCAGCCCCUGGUCAAGCACCCAAUCCAGCCUCUGGCCAAGCACCUUAUCCAGCCACUGGUCAAGCACCGUAUCCAGCCUCUGGUCAAGCACCUUAUCCAGCCCCUGGCCAAACACCCUAUCCCGCAGCUGGUCAAGCACCUUAUCCAGCCCCUGGAAAUGUAUCACAAGGCCUGGGGCCGUAUCCACCCCAGACACAGCCACAAGGCCAGGGGCCAUACCCUGCGCCUGGUCAGUCAGCCUAUCCACCUCAAGGCCAGACUCAAGGCCAAGCAAACUAUCAACCCAGAGGUCCAGCUCCUUAUCCAGGUCAAGGUCAGACACUAGUUCAAGGUUACCCUGGGCCACCUGGGUCAACUAAUUCGACCAUGGCUGCUGGGGCAGCUGGAGUAAACAGACCAGGUGCCGACCAGUUUAAAUCCAGGGUGGAGAUUCAGCUGGAAUGUAAAAACCUGUUGAACAAAGACUUACUUUCCAAGUCAGAUCCUUGCGCUGUUCUAUACAUGAUGCGUGGGGGCAGGUGGGAGGAGUAUGGAAGAACAGAGAAUAUAAAGAACAACCUGAACCCAAAGUUUAACAAAACAUUUGUCAUCAACUAUUUCUUUGAGGAAGUUCAGAAGCUGUUGAUUGCUGUGUAUGAUAUUGAUAAUGCCACCCCACAGUUGACAGAUGAUGACUUCUUGGGGCAGCUGGAGACCACACUGGGUCAGCUUGUAUCCAACACCCCAUUUACUGCCAAAUUGUUUCUGAAGAAUGGUAGGCCAGCUGGACAAGGAACCAUCACAAUCAGAACAGAAGAAAUCAAAGAAGGAACUGAAAGCACUUUACUUACGUUUAGAGCUUCAAAACUUGAUAAAAAGGAUUUCUUUGGAAAAUCUGAUCCCUACCUGGAAAUACACCGGGCAGCCCUAGAUGGUAGCUGGCAAAUGGUCCAUAAAACAGAGGUGAUUAAAAAUAACCUAAAUCCUUCAUGGAGACCCUUCCAGUUGUCACUACAGAAACUCUGUGGAGGAAACAGACUUCAGAAAAUUAAGAUUGAUUGCUAUGAUUGGGACAAUGAUGGAAGCCAUGAUUUCAUUGGCACCUGUACAACAACAUUUGAAGAAAUGUCCAGAGCAGCAACACAAGAGGUGACCUGGCCAUGCAUAAAUCCUGCCAGUAAAGCAAAGAAAAAAAGUUACACCAAUUCAGGAACUAUACAUUUAACCUCCUGUAAAAUUGUCAAAGAAUACACCUUUCUAGAUUUUGUGACUUCAGGCAUGCAGAUCAAUUUUACAGUUGGUAUAGAUUUUACAGCAUCAAAUGGAAACCCAUCCCAGUCUACAUCACUUCACUACAUUAAUCCUCACUCACCCAAUGAAUACAUGGCAGCAAUAAAAACUGUAGGGGAGGUGUGCCAGGACUACGACUCUGACAAGUUGUUCCCUGCCCUAGGCUUUGGAGCACGUAUACCACCUAAGAUGGAAAUUUCUCAUGAAUUCGCUUUAAACUUCAACCUUCAGAACCCAUACUGUCAAGGCAUAGAUGGGAUUCUCCAAGCCUACUAUAACUGUAUCCAACAAGUCCAGCUGUAUGGACCAACCAAUGCUGCUCCUAUCAUUCAUCAUGUGGCCAGAUUUGCUGCUCAAGCUCAGAGGGAGGAGGGCUCUAAAGGAGCUCAUGCCUAUUUCAUCCUACUGAUGCUGACCGAUGGUGUUCUAAGUGACAUGUCCAAUACAAAAAGUGCUAUAGUGGAGGCCAGCAAACUGCCCAUGUCUCUCAUCAUAGUUGGAGUGGGCCAGGCAGACUUCAGUGACAUGGAGAUAUUGGAUGGAGACGAUGGGGUGCUAAGGGCAGCUAAUGGGGAGCCAGCUAAGAGAGAUAUUGUCCAGUUCGUUCCCUUCAGGGAUUUCAAACAUAGCAGCCCAGUGGAGUUAGCGCGUCAUGUUUUGGCCGAAGUCCCAAAACAAGUGACUGACUACUACAAGAUGAGGGGGCUACAGCCUAUGGCAAAACCCACAUAGACAGUCGUAUAUCCAGAUGACAGUCUUGUAUCCAGUGAUAGCAUCACUUCCUGGGGGGUGGAACUUUUAAACUUACCAUUACCAAGUACAAAACAUGGAAUGUUUUAUAAAACAUUUUUUUAUAUCCCUGCUUUAAAGUAUCAGUGACAAAGUCUGUACAGGAAAGGUUUAGGUAGGAACAGCUGACAAUGGUCAGCAAUAUUACCCAGGUGUGUCAGAUUAAAAAGAGAGUACAUUUGGCUGUCAGAACUUCUGUUAUCUACCGGUUGUAAAUUUAUCUGUUCAAUGUGAUAAGAAACAAACCAUGUUAUCUAUGCUUAUAUUUUCAUUUAAAUUAUGCUUUUUUUUACUGUUUAUGCAAGUACACUUUCAUUACAAUUUUUAACACAGCUGAAUGAUUCAAAGCAUAAUAUUUUAAACAUCUUAGUAUUUAUUUAGUUCAGUACCAAAUGUAUUCAGCAUUACAUUAACCAUAGGCAUUAGUCAUUCUUUUUCAGUUUUUAUUUCAUCUUUGUAGAUAAUCAUUUUGAUUUCUAUCCUACUUUACAAACACAUAAUGAAGCUCCUUGCUUUUUUUGUGCCUUAAUGCUUUGCAAUUAGAUACCUGUUUUUACUCUGUAAGUCAUAUUUAUAUUGGUUUUGUCAUUAGAAUAUAUUAAUUUGUUAUCUCAGUUUAAUAGAAGGGAUUAGAUAAAUUUUAAAUUUUUCUGCCUUAUGUAGGCCAAACCAAAAAUAUAUAUUAUCUUUCCAUGCCAAAUAGUCAUGCUAAAAUUCAAUUAUUCUACCAUAUAUAUAUUUUUAAAAGUGCUUUAUUGUUCCCCGUAUUAUUUACCCAUUAUAUACUGUUUUCAUAGGUUGUAUGAUCUGAAUAUUUCAUUCUCUCCCAAUUCUUUAAAACAAUUGUUCAUUGUUGUGAUUAAUCCAUAUUUAAAUUGUCUUUAUUGAAUAUCUAUAAUAAAUAAUGCCUUACAUUAAUGGGGCUUUAAAAUAAAAAUCUUGAUCUAUUAGUAUUCUUAUAUAAUAUUUUUUAUUUAGAGAUUGAAUAAUUUUUCAGAUGAUUGCUAUCCUCCAGUUAAAGUUGAAAUAAUAUUGCAUCUAUCAAAGUUUCAUGGUUUGCUCAAACUCAAAAUGUUAAACUGUUACUAAAUACUCCAAUUUUUCUCUUCUCUUAUGCACAUUUUUCUUUAAAACCAAAUGAAUUUACUGAUAAGCUAAAUAUUGAUUAUGAGGAAAAUCGCUUAAAAUUGUUUACUUAAUCGAAACUAACACUAUUUAAAUGUGUAUCUUAUUUUUAUUAGAUGACUGUAUAUAAAGUUUUAUUUAUGAAUAAUUUAAAUUGGAGAGGUUUUCCAAUAAUAAAAACACAA